This is a messenger RNA of Humulus lupulus (European hop), 2533 nucleotides long. Its product is annotated as protein CHLOROPLAST IMPORT APPARATUS 2-like. The coding region runs from base 856 to 2226 and encodes 456 amino acids. Gene Ontology annotation, biological process: regulation of DNA-templated transcription. Gene Ontology annotation, cellular component: nucleus. Gene Ontology annotation, molecular function: protein binding. The transcript has 3 exons. NCBI's taxonomy places the organism in Eukaryota, Viridiplantae, Streptophyta, Magnoliopsida, Rosales, Cannabaceae. The record is from RefSeq and is a predicted model, not a curated record.
AAAUAAACAGAGUGGUCCCACACUCAGAACUGCAGAGACUGAGCAUUGUCUCUUCUUCUGUAUUCAUCUCCAUUUCUCUGUCUUUCUUCGACCCUAAAUAAUCUCUUCUUUAGUCUCUCUUCUAAUUUCUUUCUUUACUCAAAAAAAAAAAAAAAAAAAAAAGAAGAAGAAGAGUGUGAGUGAGUGACUGAAUUCUUGGCCUGUCAUGAACCCUAUUAGUACAGAGCUCUUAACGGUUCUUUUCCUUUUUAUCUGCUUGGCCAACUCGUGACCUUCUUCUCUUUCUCUUUCUCUCUGUAUUUUAUACUCUUUUUCAGUGUAUAUCAACUAAGAGUUAUCGUUUCCCGUAUUGGGUAACUUUCCUUUCUAAAACUAAGAUAUUUCUCCUUCUCUUCAUCCAAAACUCACUCACAUCAUCAUGAUGGUCUGAGACUCUGAGCUGAGUAGUAUAUAUCUGGACUCUCUGUUAUUUUUUUUGUUUUGUUUUAAGACACAGAUAAAAUAAGCUGUUUUCUGCCUAAUCUAUAAUUUAAUUUAAUUCCUUGGAAAAAGGUCUUUUUAUUCCAGUGUUUUUUUCCUCUCUAUAGUUUAUCUCUAUAAAAUAAAGAAUCCCUUUGGCUUUUUCCCACUCCUUUUUAUUUUAGCCCUUAAAAUCCCAGAACUAUAGUGUACUUUACAAGGGUUUAGGGUUUUGUGCAUAUUCCUCUCUUUUGAAAAAAUUUCUCUCUUUUUUUAGUCACUUGAGAAAACAAAAGUGAAAUAAAAACGCCAACUGCGCUUCAAUCUCUCAACUUCUAAAUUCUCCAAAUAAAGUUAAUUGUUUGAAAUUUUGUAAUUAGAGAGUUGUCUUCCCUCAUGUUUCUACCACAAAAUAGUACUAAUCUGCAAAUGUCUUCGUGUCUGACCGGAGGAGGUGGUAGGACUUAUGCAUUCGAAUUAGAAAUCGUGAAGUCGGCAUCAUCGGCAUCGACCACUCGAAAUUCGAAUGCAAGUUCAUCUCCACCAUCUUCAACUCUAUCGGAAUCGAGCAAUUCGGGUCUUGCAAUCACUACCAGAAAGCCCAGAACUCCUCGGAAACGACCCAACCAGACCUACAAUGAGGCUGCGGCAUUGCUCUCCACAGCUUACCCAAACCUCUUCUCCAAUCCCAUUCAAUUCUCCAAAUUGCCUCCUCACUUCAAUCCCCAUGCUUCCUCGCCGAUUCCGUUCGACGACUCGACCGAUUUGCUCUUACCGUUCCAACUCAUCGACGAUGACGAAGAUGGUUCGGGCUUCUUGCUCCAUCACCGCUACCACCAUCGAAAACACACCUCUCGCCUUGAAUUUAAGCUCGCCGCUAAUUCUUCCACGUCGUGUCAGAGCCCCGGCGAGUUCGAUUCUCGGCCCAAUUCGAAUUGCGAUUCUGAAUUGAUGGAUUUGGGAGAGACUGCCACUACUACUACUACGACUUCUACGGGAUAUGCUUACCAGGAUGAUGAUUUUGAUGCCGAAUCAAUUCUCGAUGAGGAGUUUGAUGAGGGCGGAAUUGAUAGCAUAAUGGGGAAUCUGACCGUCGAUUCCUCAGCCGCGGCCACCGCUGAAUCUAGCGUAGGCGGGGGAUUUUGUUACGGGUAUCCGAUGGGGUUGGGACUGGGAUUGGGGGGGAGGUUUGAAUUAGGGUUGGGGAUGAUGAGAAGGGGAGGAGGAGGAAUUAGUGCUUUGAGAAAUGUUGAUGAAGGGAACUGGUGGAGCUUUCCCACGGUGGAUGUAAUGGAGCUCUCGCCAAAGUUUAGGAAAGCUCCGGCGCCGGUGCCGGAUAAAAAGAAGAAGAAGAAGGCGGUAGUGUCGGCGACCAAGGAGAAAGAGGAGAAGAAAUCGGCGGUUGUUACAGAGUCGAAGAGUCUGGAGUUAGUGUCGGGUUCGAAGGCUAAGAACAACGAGGGUUUGUCGCUGAAGCUCAAUUACGACGACGUUUUGAACGCUUGGUCAGAUAAAGGUUCACCGUUCUCUGACGAUGCUCCGGGGUCAGACCUACCUGAAAAUGACGUCACCGCCAGAUUGGCGCAGAUUGAUUUGUUCCCGGAGACAGGCGGAGUAAGAGAAGCGAGCGUAUUGCGAUACAAGGAAAAACGGCGUACGCGCCUCUUCUCUAAGAAGAUCAGAUACCAAGUUAGAAAAGUCAACGCAGAUCGACGGCCCAGAAUGAAGGGGCGAUUUGUUAGAAGGCCAAACUCAAGGCAUGAGUGAAAGAUAAAACAUGUCAAAGGAAUUAUAUUACUCUUUUUUUGAUUGAGAAUUUCAGAUGAGAUGAGAUCACCAUCACCAUUUCUGGUGUCAAUAAUGUCCUUUGUCUUUUUAUAUUCAAUAAUAUUUUUUUUCAAAACGUUAAGCCAAAAAAAGAUGAAGGCAGUUAGAAGUGAAGAGUGGAGAAUCCAACAACUAUUUUUUUUUUUUGCCUAUACAGGUUCAUCAAUGAUGUAUUAAUUUCUCUCUGUAAUGUUUGGUUUUUUGGUCUUUGGAUCAUAUGAUUAAAAUCUCUACUUUGUUCCAAGGA